Lycium barbarum (goji berry) is the source of this 2027-nucleotide messenger RNA. RefSeq names its product cysteine synthase-like. The transcript is spliced from 11 exons. Gene Ontology annotation, cellular component: cytoplasm. Bases 865 to 1860 code for a protein of 331 amino acids. Gene Ontology annotation, molecular function: cysteine synthase activity. NCBI's taxonomy places the organism in Eukaryota, Viridiplantae, Streptophyta, Magnoliopsida, Solanales, Solanaceae. The record is from RefSeq and is a predicted model, not a curated record.
UUCCUCAUCAAUUUUCCAAGUUACUCGUCAUCUCUGUCUAGUUUUGAGAUGUUUUUCUGGUCAAACCCUUCUGAAGUUGUUCUUGAACUAAUGGCCUCUCCUGUAAGUUGGUUCUCAUUGGAGGAAGUGAGUUCUUUGAACAAAUACUGGAGCUAUAGUUCUUACUGCCAUUUGCUUGGGGUUGCCUGCCACAUUUCAUUUGUUCGCCGGUCAUAUCUCUUUAGCUUGUCCUUUUUUUUUUUUUUAAUGAAAUGUGGGGGGUUUAACUGGUAUUUGCAAUGUAUUGAUUUUUGGCCUCUGUUGCAAAGCACAAAAUAGAUUUCAUUGUUUAGUAGUCCAAGAGAGAUUUUCCUGAAUUUCUAGCUCCAGAUAAUCGUGGCCCAUGUUUAUUCCUAAAGCUCAGUAGUUCCUUACACACACCCUUCAGUAGUUCCAGGAUCUUUCGCUAAGAGGAGUCAAAACAUAAAGAAGUAUACACAUGAAGCCAAGGGAUUCAACAUAUAGUUCUAUAUAUUAAAAAUUUACUUAUCUACACAGUGUAAUUUUCCAGCGAAAGAGUGUCAAUAAUUGAUAAAAGUGGGUCCGCCCUGCCACUAUCUUAAGAUACUAAUAAUAUCUCUCUGGGAACUUAUCUAGCUGGCUUUGUUUUGCUGAUUACGUCCUCAAUCAGUUGAUUUAUUUCUUUUUCAUUCUUGUUCUCCUCUUUGAGAUACCUGAUCAGCGUCUUCAUUUGUGUUGGUUAAUAUCAUAUUCGUCUUCUAACUUCUUCAUCUUAUUCCUACUUUAGUAUAACUUGAAAAGUUGAUAUUUUUGUUGUGGUUUCACUUCCAAGAGAGUGUCAAAGAUCGAGCAGGUUUUUCUUGUAUGGUUGUAAGUCAGCAACAAAUUAUGAAAGAGAAGAGUGAGAUCGCGAAAGAUGUCACAGAACUUAUCGGAAACACCCCUAUGGUAUAUCUCAACAAAAUCGUCGAAGGUUGUGAUGCCCAAAUUGCAGCCAAAUUGGAGUCAAUGGGACCUUGCUCAAGUGUCAAAGACAGGAUGGCAUACAGUUUGAUCAAAGAUGCAGAAGAUAAGGGCCUAAUUACCCCUGGAAAGACUGUACUCCUUGAGGUAACUGGUGGUAAUACCGGCAUUGGUCUUGCAUUUAUUGCUGCAGCUCGUGGCUACAAACUCGUGACAGUAAUGCCAGCAUCAUAUAGUCUUGAGAGGAGGAUUGUUCUUAAAGCUUUGGGGGCUGAGCUAUACAUCACAGAUCCAGCCAUAGGUAUAGAUGGUGUGAUUAAGAAGGCCGAAGAGAUACUAGAUAGGACGCCAAACUGUCAUUUUUUGCGUCAGUUCGAGAAUCCUGCCAAUCCAAAGAUCCAUUAUGAAACAACUGGACCAGAAAUAUGGGAGUGCACAGGAGGAAAAGUUGAUAUUUUUAUUGCCGGGAUUGGGACAGGAGGUACAGUGACGGGAGCAGGAAGGUUCCUUAAGGAGAAGAAUCCAGAAAUAAAGGUAUAUGGAAUAGAACCAGCCGAAAAUGCAAUUAUAAAUGGAGGACAACUAGGGCCGCAUAACAUCCAAGGAAUUGGUGCUGGUUUUAUCGCACCCGUUCUUGAUCUCAGCAUCCUGGAUGAAGUUCUUCAAGUAUCUAGUGAUGACGCUAUUGAAAUGACAAAGCUUCUUGCAUUGAAAGAAGGUCUGCUGGUAGGACUAUCAUCAGGGGCUGCAGCUGCUGCGGCAGUAAAAGUAGCAAAAAAGCCAGAAAAUGCUGGGAAACUUAUUGCGGUCAUCUUCGCUAGUGCUGGGGAGCGUUAUCUUUCCACCGUGCUAUUUGAUUCUAUUCGAGAAGAGGUGGCAAAAAUGACUUUUGAGUAACUUUAUGCUUUUUUGGACUGAGAGAGAGAAACGUUAUUUGUUGUAACUUGAGGUAGAAUAGGGAAGACGACUGAAGUGUAACCUCCUAAAUGGGUGAACUAUUGUUCACAAAUACAAACAUUCUUACAUUUGAAUGAUACAAAGAGUUGUUACCUCUGUUGUGCUAA